Hippocampus comes (tiger tail seahorse) is the source of this 1823-nucleotide messenger RNA. Its product is annotated as oocyte zinc finger protein XlCOF6.1-like. The coding region runs from base 608 to 1717 and encodes 369 amino acids. Gene Ontology annotation, biological process: embryo development; regulation of transcription by RNA polymerase II. Gene Ontology annotation, cellular component: nucleus. Gene Ontology annotation, molecular function: RNA polymerase II transcription regulatory region sequence-specific DNA binding; DNA-binding transcription factor activity, RNA polymerase II-specific. NCBI's taxonomy places the organism in Eukaryota, Metazoa, Chordata, Actinopteri, Syngnathiformes, Syngnathidae. The transcript has 2 exons. The record is from RefSeq and is a predicted model, not a curated record.
ACGUCGAUCCAGGGACGCUGCAUGUUUUUUACGGAAGUAAAUAUGGUCCAGCUUGUAGGGGUCCCCUCUUUUUAUUAUUUUAUAUCAACAGAGGAGUGCUGUGGGAGGAAGUAGAAAUAUUUGGGGGAAAGACGUUUUUCGAUCUUUUUAUAUCAUGGAGACGUCUACUAAUGAUGACGUAACGCAAAUGUCUCCUAAAUAUACCGUCAGUUAAUUGCCGCAUGUAAUAAAUAAAUCCUUUGUUUGACAUCACAUACAUAUCCGAUGUAUAUCUACAUACGAAAGAGGCCCAGGUCAGAAUAGAAAAAAAAUAUUAAUUGUACUGUUCUACACGACAUGAAAAAACAUACGGUUUGCAACAGAUGUUCCGGAUUAGCCGAGGACUCCAGGUUUAAAGAUGUCAGCUCCGUCAUACGUGAUCACCGCUCUUGUGUAAAAUUUAUGACCGCGAAUAUAUGUCGCGGCAGGAGUAAAUGCUCGCUUUUUUUCUGAUGCACCUCACGGCGCCAUCUUGUGUCCUCUUUUUCCGUCAUAGCUGCAAACGAAGACGUGGAUAAUAAACAGAGCUCCGUUUUGAGCGUAAAAGUGCUGGGUUUAUCGUUUGAAAAUGUGUAAAGUAGAAAUACUGAGAGCAUUGCUGAAUCAGCGCCUAAAUGCAGCUGUCGAGGAGGUAGUUGGAGUUUUUGCAAGGACGAUAGCAGAGUACGAGGAGGAACUUUGUCGAACAAGAGAGGAGAACGAGCGACAACGUCAACUGUUGGACGCUGUUGUCAACAAGCAAAACGUGUUACACGUAACAGACAUCAGUGAAGAAAAUCUUCAUUCUGAGCAGCAGGAGUGGAGCUCCUGGGUGGGCCAGCAAGAGCGAGAACAUCUCAACAUUAAAAAGGAAGAGAAGGAGGAGGAUAUCAUCAAGUUGCCAUUGAUAUAUGUCCCUUUGACGAGUGAGGUUGAAGCCAAAGGUGAGAACAGAGUGCAGGAGUCUCCGAGCAGCAGCUCAAGUCACCACUUGAAAACGGAAGUUGAUGGAGACCACCGUGGAGGAUCCCAGGCAGAAAGUUGGCUACCUCCACUCUCAAAUCGUGGCGACAUGUCUGACAUUGGUCAUGAACAUUCUCAAGGUGGUACCACAUAUCACAUUGACAACCAAGUUUUGGCAUGUCCUCAGUGUGACAAAUCUUCUUUCAAAAGACACAUGAGAACUCACAGUGAUAAUGACUGGACAUGUCAUGAAUAUGACACCAAUUUCCCUAACCAGACUGAUUUGAAAGGACACAUGAGAAGUCAUACUGGAGAGAAGCCAUUGUCCUGCACAGUGUGUUUUAAAGAAUUUGAGUACAGAGGAACUUUGACAGCGCACAUGAGAACACACACCGGUGAGAGGCCAUUUGCGUGUGCAGUAUGUGGUCAGCGAUUCUCAGUACGAUCAAAUAUGGUGAAGCACAUGUUAAUACAUACUGGGGAGAAACCUUUUGCCUGCUCGGUGUGCGGUCUCAGAGUAAAUCAAAAGGCUAGUUUAAUAACCCACAUGAGAACGCACACUGGGGAGAAACCAUUUUCCUGCUCAAGUUGCAGGAAAUGUUUUUCCGAUCGCUCCUCACAAAUUCGACACAUGAGAAUGCACACGGGUGAGAAAUUGUUCAGUUGCAGCGUGUGUGAUCAAAGAUUUUCUCGUAAGUACAAGCUGAACCAGCACAAGUGUGCUGGGAGGAAGUAAAGUUGAAAGAGACUGACAUUUUUAACAUUGCUGCACAAAAUGUGUGAUUCUGCCAUCGUGUGUGUGUGUGUGUGUGUGUGUGUGUGUGUGUGUGUGUGUGUGUGUG